AUGGCCGAGGAUGGCUGGCCUCUCGGACUUGGGACUUUGAAUGCACGAGCUGGACUGCUCGGAGGUGCUAAUCGAUCUGGUUCAUCAGCCUCCUUCGUCACGAACUUCACCUCUUCCCACUGCGCUUCUUCCUUGCCUUCGACUGAUUUUGACACCGAGUCGGCCUGGUCCUUGCCGCGCACCAGGGGCGGCGUGACGCUGGCGAGCCUCAUCGGCCUCGUGGACGCAAUGGAGAGCCGGCGACGUCCGAGCGCGAGAGCGGUCAGGAGCGGCAAGCUCAGGGCCCUGCUGCUCUCGCUCUGCCUCCGGAGCCACCUGGAGAACGGCAGCGGGGCACCAUCGCUUGGCCAAUUCCUCGAGAUGGAGAGGAGAGCGAGUGGUGGUAGCAGCCAUGUCCAUGGAAUCUAA
Miscanthus lutarioriparius is the source of this 408-nucleotide messenger RNA. NCBI's taxonomy places the organism in Eukaryota, Viridiplantae, Streptophyta, Magnoliopsida, Poales, Poaceae. The record is from the annotation of a GenBank genome assembly.